AUGGUCAACUACCCGAAGAAAAAGAAGAUGCACUGCCCUGAUGAGCGGUGCAACGCUCACAAGAGCUUCAAGGUUGUGCAGUACAAGGCUGGCAAGGCGCGCCUGUACGCCCGAGGUAAGCGUCGCUACGACCGCAAGCAGUCUGGUUAUGGUGGUCAGACAAAGCCCAUCUUUCACAAAAAGGCGAAGACGACCAAGAAGAUUGUUCUGAAGCUUCAGUGUUCUAACUGCAAAUCGAUUAUCCAGAACGUGCUGAAGCGCACGAAGCACUUCGAGCUGAACGACAAAAAGAAGACUGGCAACAAGGACCCCACUUGGUAG
This is a messenger RNA of Trypanosoma brucei brucei TREU927, 321 nucleotides long. RefSeq names its product 60S ribosomal protein L44. The record is from RefSeq and is a predicted model, not a curated record. The transcript has a single exon. Gene Ontology annotation, biological process: translation. Gene Ontology annotation, molecular function: structural constituent of ribosome. NCBI's taxonomy places the organism in Eukaryota, Euglenozoa, Kinetoplastea, Trypanosomatida, Trypanosomatidae. Bases 1 to 321 code for a protein of 106 amino acids. Gene Ontology annotation, cellular component: cytosolic large ribosomal subunit; ribosome.